AUGAAGGAAACAAAAGCAGUAGUCAUCGACAUUGGCACAGGUUACUUCAAGUGUGGCUUUGCAGGGGACCCAUGGCCUUCCUACGUAUCUACAGCUGGUAAGCCCCUACGGGAGACUGGGAGCAAGCAAAAAGAAACCUUUGUUGGAAGAGAGCUUCAGAAUAGCAGUGUACCCUUAACACUCAUCAAUCCAGUAAGACAUGGCAUAGUGGUGUACUGGAACUGUGUCCAAGAUACUUUGGAGUAUACUUUCCAAAUGGAGGUGAAGAUUCAGCCAAAGAACCACACUGUUCUGGUAUCAGUGCCUCCCUUGUGUACCAUCACUGACAAGGAGAAAUAUGCUGAGAAGAUGUUUGAAGCAUUUCACAUGCCUGCCAUCCACAUUGCUUACCAGUCCAAUUUAUCCAUGUACUUGUAUGGAAAAACCUCAGCUCUCAUUGUGGAAAGUGGCCAUGGCACUUCACAUGUGGUUCCCAUCUAUGAAAGUUAUGUUACACGUAGCAUCACUGGGAGAGUAGAUUAUGCUGGCUUGGACAUCACAUGUUAGCUCAUGAAGUUACUAAAUGAGUCUGGAAACGUGUUCACAGAACACCAGCUAAACGUCAUACAAUAUCUCAAAGAGAAGUGUUGUUACACUUCUCUGGACCUUGCACAGGACUUGAGUUUGCCUAUUCAGAAGCAACAAAUGGAUUACAAACUGCCAGAUGGACACCUCCUCACUGUAGGCAAGGAGAGAUUCCUUUGUGCUGAAGCGCUCUUCAAACCAGCCUUACGUGGCUCACAGCAGCGAGGGCUUUCGCAGCUGACACUCACCUGUCUCAAGAAGUGUGAUGCUGAUGUCCAGAAAAAAAUGGUGGAGAAUAUCUUGCUGUGUCAGGGCAGCACUAUGAUGGCCAACCACUUCCAGAUGGAACUGGCCAGGAUGUUCCCCAAUGACAAACUCAUCACAGUCGCAUCCCCUCAUAGAAAGUUUUCUGUCUGGAUUGGUGGGUCUAUUCUGGCCUCACUCCCCUCUUUCCAGGACCUCUGGGUUUGCAGGAGUGAAUAUAAAGAACGUGGUCCUUCCUGCAUUUUUAAGAAGUGCUUCUGA
Molecule: messenger RNA, 1089 nt
Organism: Cariama cristata (Red-legged seriema)
Lineage: Eukaryota; Metazoa; Chordata; Aves; Cariamiformes; Cariamidae
Product: actin-like protein 7A
Cellular component (GO): nucleus; cytoplasm
Source: RefSeq, a predicted model, not a curated record